GUGGCUGCCAUGAAUGGAACGGAGGGCCCGAACUUCUACGUGCCGAUGUCCAACAGGUCGGGCCUGGUGCGGAGCCCGUUCGAGGAACCGCAGUACUACCUGGCCGAGCCGUGGAAGUACUCGCUGCUGGCCGCCUACAUGCUCUUCCUCGUGGUCACCUCCUUCCCCAUCAACUUCCUCACUCUCUAUGUCACUGUGCAAAACAAGAAGCUCCGCAAGCCCCUCAACUACAUCCUUCUGAACCUGGCCGUGGCCGACUUGUUCAUGGUGAUCGGGGGUUUCACUGUCACACUCUACACCGCCUUGCAUGGGUAUUUUAUCCUGGGUGUGACCGGCUGCAACAUUGAGGGUUUCUUUGCCACCUUGGGAGGUGAAAUAGCACUGUGGUCACUUGUGGUCUUGGCUAUCGAGCGCUACAUUGUGGUGUGUAAGCCCAUGGUGACGUUCCGUUUCGGAGAGACGCAUGCCAUCACAGGGGUUGGUGUUACCUGGAUCAUGGCCCUCACCUGCGCAGCUCCACCACUGCUUGGGUGGUCCAGAUACAUUCCAGAGGGGAUGCAGUGUUCUUGUGGAAUAGAUUACUACACCCCAAAGCCUGAAGUGAACAACACCUCAUUCGUCAUCUACAUGUUUAUACUCCACUUCUCUGUUCCGCUCCUGAUCAUCUUCUUCUGUUACAGCCGUCUCCUCUGCACUAUCCGUGCGGCCGCAGCCCAGCAACAGGAGUCGGAGACGACUCGGAGGGCCGAGAAGGAGGUGACGCGCAUGGUGGUCGCCAUGGUGGUCGCGUUCCUGGUGUGCUGGCUGCCAUAUGCCAGCGUGGCUUGGUACAUAUUCGCCAAUCAGGGUGCGGAGUUUGGCCCCGUUUUCAUGACUGCCCCCGCCUUCUUCGCAAAGAGCGCAACCUUGUAUAACCCCGUGAUCUACAUCUUCCUCAACAAACAGUUCAGGAACUGCAUGCUGACCACGGUGUGCUGUGGAAAGAACCCCUUUGGUGAGGAGGACACCAGCACCUCCACCACCCCUUCCACCCAGACCCAGUCCACUGCCGUCUCCUCGAGCCAGGUGGCCCCUGCCUGA
Molecule: messenger RNA, 1080 nt
Organism: Electrophorus electricus (electric eel)
Lineage: Eukaryota; Metazoa; Chordata; Actinopteri; Gymnotiformes; Gymnotidae
Gene: exorh
Product: extra-ocular rhodopsin
Biological process (GO): G protein-coupled receptor signaling pathway; visual perception; phototransduction
Cellular component (GO): membrane
Molecular function (GO): G protein-coupled receptor activity
Source: RefSeq, a predicted model, not a curated record